This is a messenger RNA of Pangasianodon hypophthalmus (striped catfish), 2233 nucleotides long. RefSeq names its product src-like-adapter. The transcript is spliced from 7 exons. The record is from RefSeq and is a predicted model, not a curated record. Bases 602 to 1447 code for a protein of 281 amino acids. Gene Ontology annotation, molecular function: protein binding. Lineage: Eukaryota; Metazoa; Chordata; Actinopteri; Siluriformes; Pangasiidae.
GAAAACAUGCAGAGAGAUGCCAUUCUCAUAAACCAGAGUUCAGUUAUGCAAAUCCUAUUAAAAGCACUGCUUCAAUGUUUUAAUUAAACAACUAAAAGCAGGGAAAUUCUUUAAGGGACAAAACAAAUAACCCCAGGCAGAAACAUGUAUCAUUGCAGAUCUUAUAUUUCUUUAUAUUUCAAGAUAAGAAAAGUUCUUAUUUAUACUAAAUAAAGGCAGAAAAAUAAAAGAAGAAAUGCCCACAAAAAGCUGUUUCUUUUGGUUUGUGGCAUAUAUUAUCACCUAUUUAUAGGCCUUUUUACCAGCAGUGCAUGUGUUAAUUUGCAUAAUGCUGACAGCUUUAUCAACCCUUCCUAUUUUGUUCAUUACUAGAGUGGAAAAAGUGGUGAGAAGCAGCUUCCCUAUUCUGACAGGCUACAGUCACAGUCAACUCUUCACUUAUCUGUAAGAAGUUAAAAACAGCCAGGCAGCAGCAGUAAAUGACCUUGCUGCACUAUAAACAUUUUAUUAAAGUCUAUUAUUAAAGGCUGAGUAGAAGAUAUCAACUGCAUGGAUACAGUGAAUGCUCGUAAACUGGCGCAUUUGGAAAUUAGUUUGAGUAAUGGGGAAUGUGCAGGCGAUACUGAAGUCUAGAGGGGACUUCAUACAAACUACGACCACUACCAAUCUUCCAUCAAGUGUAAUUGAAAAGGAACCAGCAGUGGUGUUGAGUGACUAUCCUCCCCCUGAAAUUUGUGAGCCCCUGUUCAGGACAGGAGAAUGGCUGAGACUCCUAUCUGAAGAGGGCUAUUGGGUGAGGGUUUACUCUCUCCAGACAAGAGAGGAAAACUACAUCCCACGCUGCCAUGUAGCUAAGGUUUACCAUGGGUGGUUGUUUGAAGGUGUUGCAAGGCAAAAAGCCGAGGAGCUGCUUCAGCUACCUGGGAACAGAGUCGGGUCUUUCAUGAUCAGAGAGAGCAGAAGAGGUGUGUAUAGCUUGUCUGUGCGCCACAGAUCUAUAGUGCAUUACCGGAUACUCCGUCUGCCAAACAACUGGUACUUCAUCUCUCCACGUCUAACGUUCCAGUGCCUAGAGGACCUGGUCAACCACUACUCUGACAUAGCAGAUGGUCUGUGUUGUAUACUCACUGGUCCUUGCCUGGCAGUCCCUGAUCCAGUAUGCAUCUCGCAGUCUGCUCCUAUAGUGAGAGCUGACAGCUUUAACUGGGCACCAGUGGACAGAACGGAGCUUGAAUACCAGAAUACCACUGCUGUCUCUGCACAACAAGAAUCUUACAUCAGUACCGGAGUGCAGGACAGUGUAUCAUCCUAUCUCUCGCUUGCAGGAGUGGAAGAGAAAAAGAGGCAUAGCUGGAAGAGGAAGAAAUGGAGAUCUGUCUAUGCAUUUCCAAGGCAACAAAUGUACAGUAUGGUCACAGAAGAAGAGGACCAUGAGGAGGAAUACUAAACAAAAAGAACAAAACAAUCAUAACUAAAAUCUAUACCCCAAAUGGAUAAAAGCUAAGAAAUAAGUUUCCUUUCUUUCUAUAAUUUAGGAGGUAGGAAGACACCUUGCCAUAGAUGUUUGGAUGUAGAAAACCUUGCAAAUUAAGUAUUUCGCUCAAACUACUGCACCUUUUCACACAGUUUCACACUGCCUGCUUCUUCGUACCAAACAUGGACAAAGAAUUUUUAUUCUUGUACUUUAUCCUCAUUCUUGUGCACCGUCCUCUCAUGAUUCAUACACUUACCAUAAGCAAAGCCUGGUGGAACAGAGAUGAGGACGAAGACGAGGACAGAUGAAGGCUGGCAAUGUCAGCACCAUUUCUGUCUGCUCCCACUGUCACUCUGGUGGGGUCUCCCCCGAAAUGAGCAAUGUUCUCCUGUACCCACCCCAGUGCCGCUGCCUGGUCCUGUAGCCCAUAGUUCUCAGAAAGAGUAUUGGAACCUGUAGUCAUGUAGCCAUGUGAACUAUAAUGCUGUGGAUGAGUUUUUACAAUCUACAACCCAGUAAUCUGUAACUAAUGGAUACCAUAGUUAACAGAGUCACUUUGUAUCUGGCUAUCCCUAAUAUUCUACAAUAUCAAUUCUAAUAUCCUUAAUAUCCUACAAUAUCUGUAGUAUUACAACAUAAGAAUCCACACUAAAGCGUAGCAUUCUUGUAAGGAUAGAAAGUUAGUGUUGUCUGGAACAGACUAGCUUCUUACAGUAUAUGUGCAUUAAAUAUGAUAAAUAAUAAAGUUAUAUAAUAAAA